Diabrotica balteata is the source of this 5276-nucleotide messenger RNA. The record is from the annotation of a GenBank genome assembly. NCBI's taxonomy places the organism in Eukaryota, Metazoa, Arthropoda, Insecta, Coleoptera, Chrysomelidae.
AGUUCAGGCGCCGCUGUCGAUAGGGAAAGACGCGCCGCGACGAGUCUCGGGAUCUCAUACUUUUAUUCAAUAUUUGCCAGGCGAUGAUUUUUGAGAGAAACAAUUUUUGAUUGCUUUCCGUCUACUCAGCGUCUUCAGCAAAGAAAAGCUAAAAUAUGAAGUAAGAGACGCCAGCUCAUAUUUUAGGCAAUAAAACGAAUAUAAAGGGACAGAAAGAUGUUUUUUUUGCUCAUUUUCAUCCGUUAAGUUGAAUUUUGAGGUAUAUUAAAGAUGGCUGAUCACGAUCCCUUCGAUGACGAGCUCGUCUCCAGCAAUACAAAUCAACGAAACUGGAGGGGUAUACUCAUAGCUCUGUUGGUAAUUGUGGUCGUUCUGGCACUUAUUGUAACAUCGGUCGUACUCCUGACUCCUCCCGAUGAGGGUCCUCGAAUUAAAGGAAACAGAAUUCAGUUGGAUGAUAUUUUAAACCACGAUUUUCAAUCAUUAAGAUUUAAUGGAACAUGGAUAUCAGAUGACGAAUUGAUCUUUAGGGAUCAAUGGGGAGGAGUUAGUAUAUUGAAUGCCUUUAACCUGACAGUGAGGACUAUUAUGUCAAACCAAACAUUUCUGCGCCUGAAUCCAUCGCGAUUUCAAUUAUCUCCCGAUCAGAAGUACUUGUUGCUGGCACUGAACGUUCAAAAACUCUUCAGACACUCUUAUUUGGCUCAGUACAGCAUCUACGACAUACAGACGGGGAACGACUUUCCAUUGCGCCCUAUACCAGAAGAUGACGACCAUCCUUUUUUACUCCUUGCACAAUGGGCACCAAAAGGUCAUGCUCUGGUUAUGGUUCAAGACUACAAUAUUUUUUAUAGAAAAACGCCAACAUCACAUACUGGAUAUAGAGUGACUCAUACCGCUGUACCAGGUGUCGUUAGCCAUGGGGUACCUGAUUGGUUGUACGAAGAAGAAAUAUUGGGUACGAAUUCUGCCAUAUGGAUGUCCAGAGAUGGCAUGUUAAUGGUUUUUGCAUCUUUUAACGAUAGUCUGGUUGAGGAGUUGCGGUUUCCCUGGUACGGAUCUAUAAAAGAUGGACGUCUGUAUCCAGAUAUUCGAUCGUUAAGGUAUCCUAAACCUGGUACCAGAAAUCCCCAAGUAGUACUUACGGUUGCUGAUCUUGCGGAUACCUCGAAUAUUAAGAUGAAACCAGUGUUACCCCCAAACGUCAUUGCACGGAACGACCACUACUUUACUGCGGUGUCCUGGAUCAGCUCUACAGAAAUUAGUGUAGUAUGGCUUAACCGCCCACAAAAUUUAUCUGUGAUAACUAUAUGUUCAAGUCCAAAAUGGGACUGCAGAGAAACACAACGUAUAACUAGCGAUGGCCACGGAUGGGUGGAUAUGAGUGAUAGUCCCGUUUUUGGAACUGACAGUUCAAAUUAUAUUACUAUUGCACCACUUAGGGAUGGUCCUGCCGGAACUUUUAGGCAUGCCGUAGCAGUAAACAUUCCGAAACGACGUUUUAUUCCUCUAACACAUGGUAGAUAUGAAAUUACGAGGAUAUUAACUUGGGAUCAUUCCAAUGAUGUUAUAUACUAUCUUGGAAUACCCGAAGGAAAACCUGGCCAAUUACAUCUUUAUAGAGUGGCGUCCGUCCCGCCUAGAACGGGAGCUUCUUUGCCUCCUCCAAUCUGCAUAACAUGCGUCAAAGAACCUGCUCCUACACAACCACCCUUCAUAGCUUUAGACGAAAAUAUUUACAGAGUAAAAACAAAUACUUGGGACGAAGAUGAUGACGAUAUUGUUGUCACAACACCUCCCACAAGAAAAAAGCGUAAGAAGCAAAAGGUUGUCGAAAAGGAACCGCCUUGUUUGUACCACAACGUUGUAUUCAGUCCUAAUUCUGCCUAUUAUGUUUUGGAGUGCUUGGGCCCUGGGAUACCUACUAGUAUAUUGUAUAAAACAGGAAUGCCAAAAUCAAAAAUUCUAAUGUGGUUGCAAAAUAACACAGAACUUAAAGAACGAGUGGAGGAAAUGGCAAUGCCGCAAAUAAGGACGUUUCCUGUCCAGAUAUCCGGGGGAUAUCAAGCACAUGUUCGUCUUCAUCUUCCCCCUGGUCUACGAGAAGACGAAAUUACAAGAUAUCCCUUAAUAGUUCAAGUUUAUGGAGGACCUGGAAGCCAAUUGGUUACUGAAAGAUGGAGAAUCGAUUGGAACACAUAUCUAUCAGGAAACAAAGAUUUCAUUAUCGCACAAAUUGAUGGUAGAGGGUCAGGAGGACAAGGUCAUCAAAUUCUACAUAAAGUUUAUUAUAAGUUAGGUUCGGUUGAAGUUGCAGAUCAGCUAGAAGUUACAGAGUAUUUAAGAGAUACUCAACAUUUUAUUGACAAGAGACGUGUAGCAGUGUGGGGCUGGAGCUAUGGUGGAUUCGUAGCUGCGUUGGCAUUAGCAAGUCCUAAAAAUGUUUUUCACUGUGCUAUAGCAGUUUCACCAGUAACAAAUUGGAAAUUGUAUGAUUCUGCGUACACGGAACGAUUCAUGGGUCUUCCAAAUGUAACAGACAAUUACAAGGGAUAUGAAGAAGCAGACGUCAGCAAAAAGGCUCAUCUAUUAAAAGAUAAAAUGUUUUACCUCAUUCAUGGAUCUGCCGACGAUAAUGUACACUUACAACAGUCAAUGGCUUUGGUAAAAGCCUUGUCAGAAGCUGGAACACUUUUCCGGCAACAGAUAUAUCCAGAUGAAAGCCACAACUUAGGAGGUGUGAAACGACACCUUUAUGAAAGCAUGGGCAACUUCUUAGAAGACUGUUUUCGAAAGCAAGUACCCCCUGAGUUCAAAGCGGGUUUAAGGAACUAUGUUGACUAGUAUACGGAGGAAGAUUCGCAAGAAUCUUCAGCCAGAUAGAAAUGCAGCAAACCGAAUUUAAAGUACAAUAAUUUAUUUACUUUCCCUUUGUAAAAUUUAUUGUACACGAAUGUAAUCUUUGUACAGCACAUCAAGUAAGAAUGGUCUACGGCAUACUUUCCCACUGAUGUUCUAUUAAAAUAUCAGAUUUAUUACUAAAAGAACAUAAAAAUGAUGACUGCUGUUAAAGUAGAAGUAAAAGUAAAAGCAUACUACUACAAAAAUUAUAUAAGGGUGCAUGACUUAUGAGAACUUCGACUAUUACAAUAAUAUGGUAAAUAAUGCAGCGACGAUUGAAAGCAUGUGACAACCAUGGCUUAGAUACUUACAACUUUUAGAGACAUCUCAAGAUUUGACAUGUCUUUUUUUAAUAUUAGACUUAAGAGUUCCGCUAAUCUUUUUUUCUGCCUUGAUAUUUUAUGGACAAAGCAGUGUUAGCAUGCUGUGUUAAUACUGCCUUGGUUUGAAAAAAGUAUUCGCUUUAGUCAUCUACUAGAAUAUAUUUUUUAUUAGGUAGGUCAUGACCAAAAUUUAGAAUACUGAAACAGUUCUAAUAAAAUCAAAUAGCGAGUCGAGGAGCAACAUAGAUAAUUAAAUAACUAACGCCAUUUUGAUAUGUAUUUAGAUGUUAUUAAGAAAAAAAAUUUGUUAAUCCUCCAUCACUGGCAUCUCAAAAAAUUGCGCCAUCACUCGCGUGUUAGAUUUUAUCUAACAUAUGGGUACAGGCCAAAUAAAUGAGUCAUUAGUACUUGUCGGUUAAGUUUAUUGGUUAAUAACUCACAAAAAAAUGAUAAACUUAUGUUUGUUUAAAACAAAACUGCAAAAAAAACUACUAGGUAAACUAAAAUAGUACCCUACCCUUUACCCUAGAACAAAACAAAUAAGCCAAUUUAUUAAAAAAAAAUGUACCCAUUACGCAUAAAAUUAGAUUUCUUUCUCUUCUAGGCAGUGGUGGCAAGUAAAAUUUAUUAAACCAUUGUGCUCUUUACAUAUCGGCAACUGACAGUUAGUACAAUAAUAUUGAGUAAACCUGUUUUUCCUUACAGAAAAAAAACUUCUUAGUUUUAUAUUUGGAGUUGCCCCUUGAGAAAUUCAUGGCUUUUCUUGGGUUUUUGGGAUAAGCAAAUUUGGGAUAUUAGAACGUCGUCGUUAAAAAUGGAAUAUUAAAAGGUUCUUGCCAAGCUCCGCAAUGUAGCUGCUUUAAGAUGUUACAAUAUUAGUAAUAUUGUUGAAAAUUAGUUGGCUGUUUAUAGUUGAAAUAUUUAAUAGGGUGCAAAAAAAAGUAAACGGCCAGCGAUUACUAAAUCAAGUCACCAAGUAUUCUGUCUUCACUUUAUCAACAACAUCCACUCCGCCUUUUGUGAGGUUAUAAUCAGUAAUAAUCUCUGGCUUAAUGGUAUGCUCUUUGGUGUUUUCAUCAAUGAAACCAUCGCUGUGUAGUGUUAAAAGUAGUAGUACAUUCUUAUUUUUUUUCCAUACAAGUACACACUUAUAUCCAUCGUCAAACUAUGCAAACAUGCUACUACAUAAAGGUCUUUCUUUUACGUUUGUCAACUCAGGGGGAAUUUGUCGUUUGUAUUUAUGCAAAGUACCUAUUGUUGUCAAGCAAUGAUUGUUCAAUAAAGAGUUGGCUAAGGGUACAGAGGAAAAGUAAAUAUCCGUAGUUGCAUUUCGACUGGUUCCACUUAUGGGUCGUAUAAGUCUUUUUUCUACGCUAGAUGUAUCGUUGGGUAGUUAAUAUGGUCCUUCAGAUUGUUUGCCGGGGUAAAUUUAGAGAUUUUGUUUGAAAAAUGUUAUAGUGUGCACCAAGAUAUAAAUCUUGAUUCCGUAUUUCGCUAACUUAUUGGCUAUAUAGUGCCUAAAUUUGCAUCGAGCACGAAACGUUUCCAACAUUUCAUCUAUGGUCACAUAGAAUCCAGUGUAUGCAGAUAAACAGGUAGUGACAACAUUUCAUAUAUUUCUCGAAUGGGUGCAAGAUUAUCAACUGCCGCAUUUUCUUGCCUCUUAGUGGUGUCGUCAAUUCUUACAGCUUGAAUUAUUUAGUGAAAUAUUAUCUUGGGCAUAGUAGCUGCAAAAAUAUCUGGAGCUGUGCCAUCUAAUUUCCAUAGUUCAUCAGGAUUUACAUGUUGCGCUUUCUUCGCCCCACCAAGGAACAAAAGUCCGAUAAAUGCUUGCAUUUUCUCGUAGUCAACAGCACGACAAUCCCUAGGGCGAGUAUAAAAUACUCUCAUUAUAUCCAGUUUUUGAUUUAUAUGUAUAUUUUAAAAUAAUAUUGAUCAUAGCACUCAAAAAAUACAAUUUCUAGCAUUCUAAUAUGGUUUUGGCGCAUUUUGCUUUUGCUUUUACUCCAGGUAAGUUCGCAACCUGGCUGUAUGGCACUUGCCUAUGCCACU